This is a messenger RNA of Belonocnema kinseyi, 3976 nucleotides long. RefSeq names its product protein AATF (gene Aatf). Gene Ontology annotation, cellular component: nucleus; nucleolus. The transcript is spliced from 2 exons. NCBI's taxonomy places the organism in Eukaryota, Metazoa, Arthropoda, Insecta, Hymenoptera, Cynipidae. Gene Ontology annotation, biological process: regulation of transcription by RNA polymerase II. Bases 141 to 1754 code for a protein of 537 amino acids. The record is from RefSeq and is a predicted model, not a curated record.
UCCGCAAACUGCACACUCUUAUUAUUCUUUUCAUCCAACGCUUAGGGCCGGUCAUGCUUCUGAGAAGCAGAAUUUUUAUGAAAACUCAAGAGAAAAAAAUUUAUUUUUUGAAAACAAUAUUGCCUAAACUUUAACACAAUAUGUCGUUAAAACACAAAGGAACGAAUCUGGCUGAGACCAUCAACAGCUUGAUGACCACAGUUCCCUCCAAUUUCGAUUCCGACGAUGAUGAUCUCACAAAAGCCAAAACUGUCGAUCGAGAUGAAAGUGAAGCCUCCGACGGCGAAUAUCGACCAUCCAGUAUUCGUAAAAAUACUGCUCCCCUAUUAGCUGAAGAAGACGAAAGGUAUGCUGCAAAGAAAAUAUCCAGGAAGAAAGCUUUCAGCGGAAAAUUGAUCGUGGAAUCAAGCGACGAGGUAUCCGACGAAAAUGAAAGUUUUGCUGGAGAAGAAGCAGAAGAAGAGGUGGGAUCUGAUUCGGAACCGAAAUCCGCUUCUGGCGAAGAAGAAUUAGACUCCGCAGAUGAGGAAUCCGAGGAUGAGGAGUCUGAUGAUGAGGAGUCUGAUGAUGAGGAGUCUGAUGAUGAGGAGUCUGAUGAUGAGGAAUCUGAGGAUGAGGAAGCCGAAGACGACGAAAAUCCUCUUCGCCGAGGCAGGAAUUCAAAAACUGGAAUUCAGCUCAUCUCCGACACGAAUCUUCGCUCCGAAAUUGAGAAAGGAAACUGCGUCAGGAACCAGUUGAAAGUCUGGGAGAAUCUAUUGGAAACGAGGAUCAGAUUACAACACUGUCUUCAAACUAGCAACAAAAUGCCACCGCCCGAAGUUCACGAGUCCUUGAAAAGUGAUCCUGAAUUUCAGAAAUCGACGGCAGAAACCACCCUGAAAUUAUCUAGUCUAUUAGAAAAUUUACUUGAAAUGCAGAGCAUUCUUUUGAAUAAGAAUCCCGAGACAAAGAAUAUCCUUGUGAAGGGAAAGAAACGAAAAGCCGCGAAGGAGGAGAUGGACGAUCCAAUGGAUGAAGAAAUUCCAUCCGAUACUGAAGACGAGUUGAAUGACGGAUCAGAUCAAGAGCCUUCAGACAAAGGAUCGUCAGCUGAUUCAGAAGAUUGUGCGGCGAAAUCACCGCGGAAGAAAAUGAAGCUGGAAGACUUUGAGAGAGUUCUCGCUCAGAAUCACGAAGCUUAUUCCAAGUAUCGAGACUCGGUGAUACAAAAGUGGAACGACAAGACAAGGAUUUCGGCAGGAAAUGUGACCAAGGGUGGUACCUCGCAAUCUCAAUCAGUUGUCAAGCAGAUUGAGUUUAUUCUCAAUGAUAAAGAGAAGCUGCUGAGGCGAACUCGAGUCAAGCGGUCUGAGUACGAAAUUGUCGGGAAGAAACUUGCGGACGAGUUGGACGAGGAUGGACGGCAGAUUCAGGAAUAUGAUUCGGAAAUCUUUGACGACGAUGACUUUUACCAUCAACUAUUGCGAGAGCUGAUUGAACACAAGUCGGCGGGUAUUACGGAUCCAAUUCAGCUGAGCAAGCAGUGGAUUCAACUGCAGAGCAUGCGGCACAAACUUAAGCGGAAGAUUGAUACGAGGGCGACAAAAGGUAGGAGGAUUCGGUAUGUGGUGCACAAAAAAUUGGUGAAUUUUAUGGCGCCGAUCACCGUCUACGACACUUGGAGCGACAAUGCCAAGAAUGAGUUGUAUAACUCGCUUUUUGGUAAGACGUUCACGGCUGAAGAGAAAAAAGUGGCAAAAGUUGCGGAUUAAAGGUAUAUUCUGAGAUAUAUAUUUUAAACAGGGUGGCCGCUUCAAGAGUUUGAAUUUUGAAAGUUUUCAGUGAGACUGAAAAGAUUUUGUAAACCCGGCCACCCUGGUUAAAAAAAAAAAACAUUUGUUAAUUGGUGCUGUUAACGAAACUACAAUGUCGGAAGACAUUAAAAAAAAAAGGUAAUUCAUACUUUUCAUGAGAAUAUUCCUUCAAUUCUAAAAGAAUUGUCUCUCAAUUACGAGUUCUAAAUCACUCGUUCACUUAACUCGUGACAUAGUCACAUUAUCUUUGGACAUACAAUAAUCUAUAUGUGUCCUGUUUUCAUACUUGGUGCUCCGGCGGCACUUUUCCUUCUUACUGUAACUCACUCCGUCAUUUCCCGUUUCCCCUACUUUUGCGGAGAAAUAAUACACCAUUUUUUGAGUAUCAAAGAAACUAGUUAUGCUUUUAUUGAUUGGGUAAGUUUUACUUCAACUUUUGCCUUUUUCCAUCCUUUUCUUCUCCCUCCUCAACCACUUUUGGAUUUUUUUUCUCUCUUUCAUAAAAAAAUGUUCCAUUCUUACGAUUCUUCCAGAUUAUUGCAUAAAAAUGAGUUUUUUAAUUGUUGCGUUUAUAUAGCGGGGCGCUAUCCUCAUCAGGUAAUUUAAUUUAGAUGUUAAUUAAAUUUUUCGAGUCGAAGCGCAAUAUAUAUUUUGCUUGGAAUUGGUCAAUAUUAAUUCAAUUUGUCCAGAAUAAUUUUCGAGAGCCAAUUCUUAACUCUCUUUUUUCCGUUUGGACAGUAAUGAGAAUUUUUCAUAAAUUUAUAGCGGAAGGAUGUAAAAAUAAUUUUAUAACGCUAAUCCAUAUCAGACUUUUAAUAAUUGGGCCUUAAAUUUCUUCUUUAUCGUAUUGAUUCUACUCUACUGCGAUUAAUUUUAUUUCUUAAUUUUGACUCCUCUGAAUGUAAAAUAAUGUUUGUCUUUCAAAUAUUAAUUUCUGAAAGAGAUACUUAAAAUAACGCUAUGCGGGAUGAAGCAUGAUAAGAGGAAAUGCAUUUCUGAAUAUUGAGCAUAUAUGACGAGAUUUAUCAUAAAUUUAUAGCGAAAGGAAGACAAAAAAAUUUUUAACGCAAAUCCAUAUCAGGUUUCUGACUAUUGAGGCAGAAUUCAUGUCAAGUUUUUUACCUACCCCGGCGCUGAUGCUGAGAAUUGUGGCGUGAAGCGCACUUUUGUAUGCGUCAAGCUGCUUUAUGCCCAGCUCGGAGUGCAAAGUUACAUCUAUCCUAACUUCGAUUCUCAAAAGAAACCAUGAAUAUUAAUUUGCGAGGGAUGGUUAGCGGAUGAAAUAAGGCACACUUAUGUACAUUAAUAAAUAUUUAUUAAUAAUUGUUGUCGGUUCGUGAUACAAUGCGUAACGCGGGUUAAACGAGAUAUCGACUCUCUGGCUAUUCGUUGAAUGGCGGCCGAAGAAGACGACCACGAAGGUGGAAUCGUCACGGAAGCCUCGCAGCAAGGAAGGUCCGCGGGAGGCCAAGGCAACGGGAAAUGUUGAUUCUAUUCGUUGCGCCGUGUUGCCUCAACACGGUGGCGCUUUGAUUUUACAUGACUUCGUGUCGAUUUUAAACGGAGGUGAAAAGAAGUACGGGGUCUUCGAAAACGAGAAAAUUCUAGUUGAGAAUUUUCCACCGUGACGCAAAGAACUUGUCGACACGUGCAAGAAGCCGGAAUUUUUCUGUUGCGCUCUUUCUCUCUACUGUCGAUUGUCAUUUGUUCAGUAUCGUUUUUUUUUGUGAAAGAAAGUGCUAUACCUCGAUUAUUGAAAACUGAUCAGUGUCCAUUUUUUUUGCAUAAAUUAUAAUAAAAGUGCAAUUUGUGCGAAAUUUGAAUUGAAACGUUUUUGAGGGAUAUCAGAAAAUCAAUUGCUCCCGGUAGAAUCUAGUAAUUGCGUGUUGAAUCAACAUGGCCAGUGUGGUAUUCACAGAAUUUUUUUCUCUGUGUAUUUAUCUUUCAAAGAUUAGUUUUUUAAAGAGAUCAUUACAAUGGUGUUAUGACUUAUUCGGGAUGAAGCGGGAUAAGAGGAAAUGCAUUUUUGAAUAUUGAGCCUAUAUGACGAGAUUUUUCAUAAAUUUAUAGCGAAAUGAAUUGUAAAAAAUUUUUAAACGAGAAUCCAUAUCAGGCUUUUAACAUUUGGACCUUAAAAUCCAUCCUUAUCGUAGUGGAUCUACUAUACUACGAUUAAUUUU